CAUAAAUAGAACGUAUUUCGAUGAUGUCGUGUCGUCGUCGUGGUUGUCAUUUAACGUUGUUGUGUGUUAUCGUAAGAAAUUAACCAGAAAGUAGAGGAGAGAAGAGAGAAAAAAAUGAACGUGCAAAAUUGUGUGAACUGGAUUUGAUCGUGGCGACUAAAUAAAAUAACCAUUUUCAUCCAAAAGCAAUCUUUAUUUUGAACAAGCGCCUAAAAAUGGUCAUGGAAAUUUGAUAAUCGCCACGGAGUCAUCGCCAAAAAUCAACAAUCAAUCAACCGUGUGUAUUUUGGCUCACAUAACGAGCUCAACAAUUUUUUUUUUAAUUCACAACAUCGAUCCAGAAUGUAUUAGACUAAUCAACAAACACACACUCCACAGAUGGUUAAAUCUGCAAUUGGUGUCGUGUUGUGAAACCGAAGCAAGCGAGUGAGAGUGAGUGAUUAAGAGCAAGAAAAAUGCAACUGUGUUAUGUAACGAGAAAAUUUGUUGUGCAAAUAAAGUCAUAAAUAGAAGAAGGAGAAAAAGAAGAAGAAAUACACGAUUGAAAGUCGCCAAAUCAAAGAGCUAAAGAACCAUUAACCUUGGCGUUGCAAUCCAGUUCGGAUGUCAGAGUGAAGAAUAGCGAAAUAUCAGAAUUGAAAUGAAUUGUGAUAAUAUUUAGUGUUUUUUCUUUCUUUCUUUUUUGUUUAAUCGAUAAGAUGAGUGUUUUUGUUUUUAGUUCAAGUGGAAAGUGACAAAGAGAAUAUAUGAACAAAUUUCUCGAUGAGAAAUACAUGACAAUAAUAAAAAAAAAAUGCAAAAGUCAACGACAAUAUGAACGGUUUGACAAUGUUUUGGCCGGAAAAAUUGCUCAACACGAACACAAAGUGAUUGGCACGAGCAAAAGAAAAACUCUCCAAAUUCAUAACCAAAAAUUGAAACACAGAAAAACAAAACUUCGUCUGUCUGUCUGUUAGACAUCGCACAUCGAACACAAAUUACAAACGAACAAGUGCAACAAAACGAACGAUAAAGAAAACAAAGAGAAUAAAUCAUAGCACAAAACACAGUGAUAGUGUAUGUUUGUGUGUGUGUGUGUGUUUGUUCGUGUGUCGCCAAGGAUAACUUUAUUCACGGCGCUUAAACAGUUACAUCUGUUCCAUUUUGCAUUGGAAUUCCGUGAAUUUUGAGAAAACCUAGUUCAAAAAUGGCAAUACCUCCACCGCCACCUGGACCACCCGGUCCACCACCGCCUCCUAUUGGAAAUUUGAAACUUGGUGCUCCGGCUUUUGGCAAAUCAUCGGGUGGUGAUCCACGAUCAGCGUUAUUAGCAAGCAUUCAACAAGGGGCAAAACUGAAAAAGACCACAACAGUGGAUAAAAGUGGGCCACUUGUUUCAGGUCGAAUAGCAGACGCAAACAGUAAUAAUGGCCGAACAAAUUCGGCGGCUCCAUCACGGCCGCCACCACCAAAUAAUGGAACGAAUGGAACGCUGAGAGGGCCAUUUGAAGGAAUGUCCGGUAUGCCAAAGUUAAAGCCAAUCGGAGGCAGAACGAUAGGAGUGGCGUCACCAACGAGAGAGCCAUCAUCCACAUCAACUGGUGGCAGUCCACAGAAUACAAGCAAUGGUACAGCCCUUGACUUCAGUACAGAAUUAUCACAACGCAUAGCAAUGAAAAAUCAGAAACAAAAUCAACAAAAAUCGAAUAACGAAAUGAAUACAAGAAAUCGCGGCCCACCACCGCAACCACCAAGCAAAUCUGUUACCGACAAUAAUAGUAGCCCAACAACUACAACAAACAGCAGCCCUUUAAUUAAGCAAUCAAAUAGUGCAUCGCCGACGAGUGUAUCAUCGAAUGGGGCGAAUAUAUCGAUAUUACCAAAUAAAUCGUCAUUAUUCGGGAAUAGUGUAAACUCAAAUGCAAUCGGCGUGAAGACAACGGCGACUGCGAUGACAACGACAACAACGAAUAAAGUGGUACCAAACUAUGGAAAGCCGACUUGUGCGCCAAAGCCACCAGUUACGGCAAAAAAUGGCCUGAACGCACUUACCACAACCAAUAAUGGGAAUAGUACACGAUCAAGUGUGUCGCGAUCACAAAGUGUGCGGGCGCCAAGAUCGCCACCAAUUUCAGUUGCUGGUUCCACAUUUCCACAACAAUUUGGUACAAUACGCGGCGUACCGGCCGCUUUUCAAUCACAAGAUGCAAUCAAUUCGGUUAGCUUGCGACCCGCACCGACAAUUAAUCGGCCAACAGUAGCGCCACCAAGACCUCCAAUUGAAGCCAAAUCGGCGGCUGUGAGAGAGAAAGAGCAAGCACCUCGUACUGGUCCACCGGAAAGUCGAUCUCAGGGUCGAACCAAGAGUCCUCCACCUCCGCCAAAACGAAGCGUAUCAAAUACAAAUCUACCAGCACUUCCAUUGAGCGUCGCAUCGUCGGCACUCUCGCCGAAUUUGAAUUCCAUUUCAAACAGUGCGGCUAUCAAUUUCGGUGGUUCAGCCAGUAACGUUUCAACUUUAAUGAAUAAUAUUACGCAAACUGCUAACACUGGAAGUGCGAAUAAUCUAUCGGUUGCAAAGGAUCGUAGUCCGAAUACCAGUUCAAACAGUAUCGCACCACCACCGCCGCCACCGCAUCGAAAUUGCCCGGCUCCCCCGCCACCCAUUCGGCAGACGUCAAUUACACCAAACAGCAGCAGCAACAACAAUGGCGCACCGCCAGUGCCACAGCGUCAUUCAUCGAUGCGUAAUAGUAAUGGUGCACAAGCAACAGUUGUUCAGCAUCAAGCAUCGAUUGUGACAUCGGUGACGCCGAAUUCAACGCGUACCGUCACCCGAUUUGUAAUGGACUUAGAGGCAAAAUUUGGCCAUUCAUUUCACAAUGUCACCGAAUUUCCACCUCCACAGCCAUUUACAAAAUACGAAAAAUCUUAUCCUAGUCGAAAUAUGAAAGCCACAACUGAAAUACGAAAAGCUAAAGCUCCUCCAGUACCGCUAGCGAAAGCGGCCAACAGCUCAACACCAACCAAUGAGAAAUUCUAUUUGCAACUCAACCAGGAUGACAAACUCUUUACUGACGAAAGUUCAUACUGUUGAAAUGAAUAAACACUCGGACAUAAUCGCUACACAAAAAUAUAUCCAACUAACACAAAAACGCAAACAUUUCAAACGGAUAAUUCCAUUGUAAUUUCAGAUAUGAGAACUGAUAACUAUCUGAAGAUGCAGCAUAAGGUUGAAAGUGCAGAAAUUUGUAUAUAUAAAUCUGAACACAGUGGCAAGAGGUCAUUAAAUAUACCCAUACAGUGAUUUUUAGUCGUAUAAUAAAUGGAAUUGCAAUAAGAUGUUUGCGAGGCGGAUUUUUGGCUGAAAAUAAAAUGAAUGUCACAAAAAGCAAAAUCGAAUCAAAUCAUGACCGCAUUAGAUGUAAUAAUGCACCCAAUACACACACACACCCUACACUUAUUAUGGGGCGUUUUAUUCCAAAAUCAAAUUCUAUCACCAUUAGAAAGUGUCUGUUGCAACAAGCAAUUCAUUCCGAGCACUUUGUUUAGAUGGGCACACCCAAAGUUUAGUAAAAAGAUUCAUGAAUAUACUUGGAUCAAUUGAAAAAUUUCACUGACUCAUUUCAUUGGCUCAAAUCAAGAUAGGUAAAUUUUAUUUCAUUUUGUAAAUACAACAACAAAAAAGUUGAAAAUUUGUUUGACUUAGUAAUUUAUUUAUUUGUUGACAUGUUUCAAAUUUAGCGGAGUAAUAUUUUAAUUAACAAAAACAAAACAAAAUAAAACACAAUGGUUACAAAAAAAAAAAACGGUUACAACCAAUUGAAGCAAUUGGAUUAUUAGAGUUUAGAAUUUAAAUUAUACAAUUUUAAAAAGCAAAAAAAGCAAACAAAAUCUAUUGUAAACACUUUCGAAAAUAUAUAAUUUUUGAAUUUAAAUUCAAAA
Sitodiplosis mosellana (orange wheat blossom midge) is the source of this 3924-nucleotide messenger RNA. RefSeq names its product WAS/WASL-interacting protein family member 2 (gene Vrp1). The record is from RefSeq and is a predicted model, not a curated record. Gene Ontology annotation, molecular function: actin binding; microtubule binding. The transcript is spliced from 11 exons. Bases 1187 to 3076 code for a protein of 629 amino acids. Lineage: Eukaryota; Metazoa; Arthropoda; Insecta; Diptera; Cecidomyiidae. Gene Ontology annotation, biological process: actin filament polymerization. Gene Ontology annotation, cellular component: cytoplasm; actin filament.